Dentiscutata heterogama is the source of this 405-nucleotide messenger RNA. Lineage: Eukaryota; Fungi; Glomeromycota; Glomeromycetes; Diversisporales; Gigasporaceae. The record is from the annotation of a GenBank genome assembly.
CUCCUGACACCAGCAGAUUUUUUUAAACUGAACGAGCUCAAAAUGAAACAUAAAGUUAAACAAUUAAUGGAGGGAGGUAAACGCAAAAGUGACGCAAUACAGCAUGAUGAACCUUCGGAUAUAGUUGAUGUCAAUUUUAUUACCGGACCACGAAAAAAAGCCAAACAAGAUUAUGAGGAACGUAUAGAAUCUAUAAAGGCUGGACGAGAAGGACGAGAAAAAUUCGGACACAAAAAAGGGAAAAAAACUGAAGGCACCAGUACCACAAAUAAAGAAAAGGCAAGACAUAAAGCUUUUAUGAUGGUAAUUCAUAAGAAAAAUGCGAUAACUAAAAAACGAAUGAGUUUAAGAGAUAGACAGAUACAAUUGACAAAACGUGGUAACUUUAAAAAGAAAAAAAAAUAA